Messenger RNA from Macrosiphum euphorbiae (potato aphid), 204 nucleotides. The record is from the annotation of a GenBank genome assembly. NCBI's taxonomy places the organism in Eukaryota, Metazoa, Arthropoda, Insecta, Hemiptera, Aphididae.
AUGGAAGUUGAAACGUUGUCCUCUAAGUUAAAAGGUAAACGUCCACCUGUUCAGAUAAUCCAACAUAAAUCAAGAAAACGAAUAAGUAAAAUUCAGAAAACCAACUAUCUGAAGUCUGAUACUUUAAAUUCAAAAGCGGAUGAAAAAAUGCUGAAGCAAAAAAAAAUCAAGAAGAACUUUUUAAAUUGCCUAAAACAAUGGUAA